This is a messenger RNA of Thecamonas trahens ATCC 50062, 3250 nucleotides long. RefSeq names its product iqch protein. Lineage: Eukaryota; Apusomonadida; Apusomonadidae. The transcript has a single exon. Gene Ontology annotation, molecular function: protein binding. The record is from RefSeq and is a predicted model, not a curated record. The coding region runs from base 1 to 3189 and encodes 1062 amino acids.
AUGACCUCCCACCACGUCCGUGACAUCGGGGUCAUUCUACAAGAGGUGGAGCAUGAGCUGGCCAGCCUCCGGGAGCAGCUGUCCACCAACGCCGAUGACCCUGCGUUGCACUCGCUCGACGCGGUGCUGUCGCGAGCACAGGCAGACUUGGCGUCCAAGGCCGAGCUGGUGCUGCAGGCGGCGACCCAACAGCCGACGGUCCUCCCGCUUGUUCCGCAUAGAGCUGGGCCGCCGCUCUCGCACCGCCGCCCACAAUCUGCCAGCGCCCGCCGGCCAGCUACCGCCACCCGCCGCCCGCGAACCCUCCCGCCGCUCACCGCGCCGCUUCCACUCGACGACCGCAAGCUGCAGGCGCGCCCGCCGAGGUCUGGCCCAUCGUCGUCGCGUCGGCCGCCGCGAAAGCGCCCGAGCUCGGCGCGACCGAGGCCGACAACUGGCCGGGCCCGCCUCCGCGAUGGCCCGCCGCGGGCCGACAACUCACAGGUGCUUGGGGCACUCAAGCCGGUGGCCCAGUCCAAGCUCCACCUCCAUGACCCGGCCGAGAAGCACGUCCGGCGACCGGUCCUUCUUGAUGCGCUCGGCUUCAACCGGUUUGCUCUGCGCCUGGAUCUGGAGACCCAAGCCGGGCCCAAGUACGUCCCGCCGCCGUCGGCCAAGCCAUCGUCGAUGCGGACGCCGGCGGACAACAUCGUCCUCGCCGAGAGUGCGGCCGCCGAAGCAGCAUCGUCUGCCAGUCGAGGCUCGGCUCGGCAGGCUCCGCUUCAGGUUGCGUCGGUGCUGCAGGGCCUUGACGAGGCGGGCAAUGGCGAUCCCGAGUGGGCGCGCGACCCGUCCAACGCUGCGGCAAACGAGAUCCGCAAGUUUGCCGAGCUCAUGGAUGAGUACUCAUUGCACCAAGUGCUUAUUCGCAACGGGCGCAUUCUGACGACCACACCCGAGUUUGCCUCGUUUGAGCGGAGCUUCGCCCACGAAUGGGGCGGCAUCCGGGCGCUUCUCCUCCGGCUCGAGGCUCUCUGCGCCAGGUUCUGUGUCAAGCUUGCCAUCAUCGACGGCAAGGGCGUCGCCGAGCUUGCCAUGGUCUCCAAGGCCGGCAUCGACAUCGACAACGAGCGCCUGCUCGAGACGAUUGUCAACGCCGAAGACGUGCUUGACUUGUUUAAGCUGCCCGGCCGGCGGUUUGCUGGAGCAAACGGCGUUGCUGCCGCCGCCACCGCCAUCCAGGCUGCCUUUCGCAUGUGGCGGACGCGCCGACAGUACGUCCUAUUCAAGGCCUUUCUCACGUCUGUGGUACGGAUCCAGCGGGUGUGGCGGUCGCGACUCGAGCACAUGCACACGCGCGAGCGCAUCGCCAAGGCGCGUGCUGAUCGCGAGGCUGCGUACGAGGUGAUCCAGACCCAGUUCUCGGUUGAUUGGCCGCAUAUUCGCUCCUCGCCGCGGACGGUGGUGCACUUGCCAUCGCUUGCGCUUGCCCGCGACGCCCGCGACGCCCUGCCGAUCGACUUGGAGACCGCCCAAAACUCGCAGAUGGCUCGGGUGCUCGAUCUCAUGGAGGACGGCGUUAACGUCAUCUAUGUAGCGCCAUUUUCCAUUCCGGACGACCUUCGCGACUACUACGUGCAAAUGCUCGAGCUCCGCGGUGUCCGCGGCAUUGCCAAGCGGCUCAAGUUUGUGGUUCCGGAAGCUGUCGACAAGCUCCCAUCGUGGGUUCCACUCUCGCUUGCGCUGCGAUCCUCGCCCAAAGCGCUGCGGCGGAUCCGCAACUUUAUUGCCGGUCGCGCGGCGUACAUUGUGCCAAGCGCAGCGUGCGACGACGACAUGCACCUUGCGGUCACGCUCGGCAUUCCGCUCCUGGGCGCUACGCCGGCGCUCCGCGCCAAGUACGGGACCAAGUCAGGUGCGCAGCGGUUGUUUCACUCGACUGGACUCACGGCCGCGCCGUGCCGCGGCGAUCUGUACACGCCCGCACAGGUCGAGGACGCACUCACCGAGCUCAUCGCCGCCUUUGUUCACGUUCGACAGUGGCUGUUCAAGACCAACCACGGAAUGGGCGGCCGCGGGCACGCGCUCUUCUGCACAGACACGCUACCAUGCUACCCGCUCCUCCUCGCUGAGCGCGCCAAGUAUGGCGACGGCUGGUUUGCCGAGUUCCACCAGGUCACCGUCCGCAAGCGGGUCCGGGCCGAGCUCCGCGAAGCGCUCGAGGCGACCAUCCAGGUCAUGGCACCGGCUGUGUACAUGCGUGGGAGCAGCACGACUUCGCCGUGGCAUGCAUACCUUGCGGCGUUUUGCUCGGCCGACGCCGGCGGGCUCAUCGAGGCCGUGCCCGAGCGCAUGCUCGCCUCGCCGUCGAUCUCGAUUCUCAUCGAGCCGGACGGCAAGACAAGGCUUCUUGCGGCCCACGACCAGAUCCUCACCGGCUCGUACGCGGUGGCUGGCGGCGUGUACCCACAGACCUCGGUCGUGGCCGAUCAGCUUGUCCAAGUUGCCGAGGUUAUCGGCUCGGCGGCGUUUCAGCUCUCGGUCAUGGGCCACGUCAAGGUUGAUUUUGUGGUUUUUGACGCUGCGGCUCAAGAGGCGGCAGCCGCGGGCGCUCGUCCGGCGGAAACGCCGGGCAAGCGCGACGGCAGCUCGCGCGCUUCAUCUGCAGCCUCGGCCAUUUCGGCCGUCGGCGGGAGUAGCAUCGGCGGCGCGCCUCAGCAAGUUGGCAUUUGGGCUAUUGACCUCUCGCUAGGCUACUCGGACGCACUGUGCGUGGUGAGUAUGGCGCGGGCCAUGACUGCCGGCUACCUCUCGACCACGACCGGCAAGUUUAUGGUCCGCACAAAGCGGCCCGACAAGAAGCGGGUUAUCAAGUCUGCGCGGACCGUGGUCUGGCUCGACCACUUGGUGCAUCCCGAGCUCGCGACGAUGAACUACGCCGUGCUCUUUGGCGUUUGCCGCGAGCUCGGCGUUGCCUGGUCGCCGUCGGAAAUGGCCGGCCUCGUCUUGGUACUCAAGGACUCGUGGACCAAGGGUUUGAUGGGCUUGAUCUCGGUCGGCAACUCGGUCGGCGACGCGCUGGGCAUCCUGCACAUGGCUGUUCGCCAGCUCUUUGCCCAUCUCAUGACCGAGGCCUCUGGCGGGCGCGGACGGACGGGCGAGGGCAACUUUGGUGUCAUCCUGGGCUUGCUCAAAAGCUUGGCAGUGUAGCGGAAAGGAGACUGUGUCCUUUGAACGCACGUGGCACAUUCUCGUAAACACAUUCUGGCUG